CCUGCAGUGUGGUGGGAUGAGACCUUUUUUUCCCGGGCCCCACGUACUCAAGGAGCGGGUUUCCGCACGGCCGACAAAGGCCGGCGCACAACAUGGCGGCCCCUAAGCCUUACGGAGUGCUCCGGGGCCGUCGCCUGCCUCGCUUCUGACCGAAACCUGGAGGACUGGAAGACGUGCCAGUCGCAGGGUCAAAGGAGGUCAGGCUUCCAGCGAGCCGGGCACCCGUCUCCGGCAGCCCCCCUUCCCGGUGCGCCCUUCCUGCGCUCGGCGACGUUUCAGUCUUCUCUCCCUAGCGGCGAGCCCCUCCAGAAGCCCUCCCGCCUCGCUUCCCCGGAGCCACGCUUUCCAGGAGCCGCGGGCCCCGCUCCAGCCCGGCGUAGCCCGCUCCAGGUCCGCACCCCUCCGUGCCGGGAUAGUGCCGGGGUCGUGGCGGGCCUGCAGCCCCUCCGGACCGGUCUCACCCGCUAGCCCCGCCCCCUCCCCUUGUCCCCUUUACCUCUAGCCCCACCCCCUAGCUACUUUCACCCUCGGGCCCCGCCCCCUCCCUUGUCCCUUUUGACCCUAGGCCAGCCCCGCCCUUGCCACUUCCACCCCCUGGCGCCGGCUCUCCUCCAGCCGUGAGCCCCGCCCCCUCCUCGUGCUCGCGCCGGCUCCUCCACGUGUUCCGCUCGCCCGGCCCUGGAGCCCACCCUGGCCCCCUCCAUGGCGGAGGCCCCGGGCCCCGGGGAGAAGAUCAGCGUGCAGGCGGGCAGCGAGGGCCCCACGGCCGCAGAGAAGGCCAAGGCCUGCCCGUGCGACGACUGGUCGGCGCCGCCGCCGCCGCCCCCGCCGCGCACCUGGCGCCAGAAGUGCGCCGCCUACGUGCUGGCGCUGCGGCCGUGGAGCUUCAGCGCCUCGCUGAGCCCCGUGGCGCUGGGCAGCGCGCUGGCCUACCGCACGCAGGGCGCGCUGCAGCCGGGCCUGCUGCUGGGCAGCGCCGUGGCCGUGCUGGCCGUGCACGGCGCCGGCAACCUCGUCAACACCUACUACGACUUCUCCAAGGGCAUCGACCACAAGAAGAGCGACGACCGCACGCUGGUGGACCGCAUCCUGGAGCCGCGCGACGUGGUGCGCUUCGGCGUCUUCCUCUACACGCUGGGCUGCGUCUGCGCCGCCUGCCUCUACUUCCUGUCGGCGCUCAAGCUCGAGCACCUGGCGCUCAUCUUCUUCGGGGGCCUCUCGGGCUCCUUCCUGUACACGGGAGGGGUUGGAUUCAAAUACGUGGCUCUGGGCGACCUGGUCAUCCUCAUCACCUUCGGCCCGCUGGCCGUGAUGUUUGCCUACGCCGUGCAGGUGGGCUCGGUGGCCAUCUUCCCCCUGGUGUACGCCAUCCCGCUGGCGCUCAGCACGGAGGCCAUCCUGCACUCCAACAACACCCGGGACAUGGAGUCCGACCGAGAGGCCGGCAUCGUGACCCUGGCCAUCCUCAUCGGCCCUGCCUUCUCCUACAUGCUCUACAACACACUGCUCUUCUUGCCCUACCUGAUCUUCAGCAUUCUGGCCACGCGCUACACCAUCAGCAUGGCGCUGCCCCUGCUCACCAUCCCCCUGGCCUUUGCGCUCGAGAGACAGUUCAGGAGCCAGAACUUCAACAAACUGCCCCAGAGGACUGCCAAGCUCAACCUCCUGCUGGGGCUCUUCUACGUCUUUGGGAUCAUCCUGGCCCCGCCGGGCGCCCUGCCCAGACUCUAACGGGCCGGGUCAGCCCUCCCUCCUCCCCCCUUCCCCUUCAGCGGACCGUGACUCCCGGACUCAGGGUGUGAAUCAGUGUCUGAGAAGGAUCUGGGAUCUGGGAGCUUUCGCCUUUGGGGUAACAGAACCUUCAUAGCUAUCCAUGUUUUCUCGCAGUCCUUGGGAUUCUGCCGGGACCCAGGAGCAUUCUGGGGGCACCGGCUCGCUCUGCUCACAGCUUCCACUAGAGGGCAGCGUCGGGUCACUUUGAAAUGAGACUGUCCCUUCCACGUGUGGCCAGCCUCUCCGGCCCCUCACUACAGGGCACUUGUAGAACCCUUACAUUGAAGCUCAUUCCCUUACCAGUUUUGGUCUUCUGUGGUAAUGUGGGCUCGCUAACAUGGGCCCGGCCAUCUCUUCCCUUUGGUCUCUGGCCCAGAAAAGGGCCGAGAGAGCCCUCGUUCACAGCCCACGGGCUCAGAUGCGCUCCCCCGACGGAUCCGCUCUCUGGUCCCUGGCGGGUGUGGGGAGGGCAGAGGCUGCUUCCCUUGUAGGAAACCAUAAAGGAGGCAGGGCCAGGAGUUCCUGCUGUCCUUGGCCUGAAAUGACAGCAUGGUCAGCAGUUUGAGGGCGUCCAGGACACCGUUUCUCUUCACCCCUGCUCUCAGCCCUUCCCCUUUUAAAAAUCUUUUAAUAUUUCUUUUGAAUACCCUUGCCCAGUUUUCUUAGAGAGAAGAAAAAACAGCAUUCUGCCACUAGAUUUCCUGGUAAGAAUUUAGAAGCUGUCGCAGAGCCCAGGGUAAGCCAACUAAGCCCACAAAUCUUUGGGGUUCCCGGGUCAGGCCCGUGGGCCGUUUCUGAGCCAGAGUGGGCCAAGCACAGCGAAUUUAGUCUCUCUAGGGUAUGAUGACAUCAUCUGACCCACCCCAAAUAUUUGCAGCCCUUCUCCCCACAGCAGCUCUAAGGCUUUGGUGCCCAGGGUAGAGGGUGGACCAGGCUCACCAUAUGGUCCAGACCAUGACCAGAGCGGGUCACAUCACAAAGAGAAAGAGGGGAGACCCUGGAGGUUCUUGGCAACGGUUUUGGUCCCGACACAGAGCCCACAGCAAAGAGAAAGGCUGAAGUCCUCCCCAGCACUCCUUUCCCAAGACCUUGGUAAGACGCAAAUUUGGGGUUUGUGGAGUUGUAGGCGCUGCUCCCGUCCAUCCUUUCAUGAAUUGGCCCCUCCCAGAGCUUGGCCCUCUGGGAAGAGGGUCUUCUGUGGAUCCCCAGGUUGGCCACCGCGUCUUAUCCUGUCCAUUCUGUCUCAUUAGCCUGCAAGCUAGAGUCUAAUGCCGAUUUUAAUACAUUUUUGAUACAUGCACACCCUGACAAAGCCACAUUUGGUAUUGAGUUUUGUACACGGCUCACCAUGCAUUUAUACGGCUGUUGUUGAUUCAGUGAAUUUUUCUUAGUCUUGUUGAUUAAAAAAAAAAAAUGAAGAAUUCGCUCAUUACCAGUCUCUGGCU
This is a messenger RNA of Sarcophilus harrisii (Tasmanian devil), 3218 nucleotides long. It is a transcript of the gene UBIAD1, whose product is annotated as UbiA prenyltransferase domain containing 1. NCBI's taxonomy places the organism in Eukaryota, Metazoa, Chordata, Mammalia, Dasyuromorphia, Dasyuridae. The transcript is spliced from 2 exons. Gene Ontology annotation, molecular function: prenyltransferase activity. The record is from RefSeq and is a predicted model, not a curated record. Gene Ontology annotation, cellular component: endoplasmic reticulum; Golgi membrane. Bases 703 to 1731 code for a protein of 342 amino acids. Gene Ontology annotation, biological process: vitamin K biosynthetic process; menaquinone biosynthetic process.